UACACCAUUACCUCGACUCAAAAGCUUCAGCAAACUCGCUUCUCACUCUCAAACCAAACUGCCCCCAACAGGAUGGAAUUCGCUCCCGAAGACGAAGGCCGAAGCCUCUCCCCCGAGUGCCCUACUCUUCUCCUGCCGGGGCUCUCGAUCGGAAACGUAGGGCAAUUGGCGGUCGACCUCUUGAUCGCGUCGACGAGGGCGAAGAGAGUUGGGUGGCUCGAUGCGCCGUCCGUGUUGCCCUGCGUCGGGAACGACGCGUACGGGCCCGUCGCCGAGGGCGAUCUCGCGCUUCCUCUCGAGGCUUAUGAGUCUCCGCUUCACGCAAUAUCUCUUAUUCAACAAAGAUCUCCAGUUAUCAAGGUUGUCCGUUGGUCACAUAGGAACUACCUUACAGGCUGCGCAUUUAUACAGGGAAUGAUGGUUACAUUCGCAAAGAAGUUUGCCAACUUCUUAGUCAGGAGUGGAAAGCAGCAUGUCAUUGUUCUCUCAAGUUUAGAUUCUGGUAGAAGGAAAAACAUUGAUGCUUCCAGCGGGAUGCAGAUAUAUUAUAUCUCAAGCGUCAGUGAUGAUGGAACUGAUACUGAUUGUGAAAACUUAGGGUUUGAAAAGCUUGCCGAAUAUAACCCAUCUCAGAGACGCUGGAAGUAUCUGACUUCUCUCACUGAAGGUGCCACCCCCCAAGAAGACGUGAUCAGUGAUGAAGAUGAGUUGCUUGAAGAUGACUAUUAUCCGGGCUUGCCUUUUGCUGCGUUAUUCUCUUGCUGCAAGGCAAAAGGUUUGAGAGUUACUUGUUUACUUUGCUACUGCUCGGAGGGGGAUAAUAUAACAGAUUCCUUCCAGCUGGCUGCAGCAGCUUGCAAGCUUCUCGGUCUGAACCCGGACAAAUUUCGUGGUAAAUUUGGUAAUGAAGAGGGUGGAUGGAUUACUCCUCUAUCAUGGACAACAGUUUAUGGGCCACCACCUGAUAUGUCGCUUUUCUAGUCUGAACUGAUCCGUGAUACCAUAUGAUCUACUUUCUAGCGGACAAGAAUCCAAUAAUUGGUACAGCAAAUUCUGAAAAAAGUUAUAAGAGACAGAGAAUGAUGCAAACAUAGUGGUGGGUUCCAAUAAGGAAGUUGGAACUACUUCCACUUCAUAGUGAUGUCCCCAUACUCAUCCUCUCUCCACUAAUGGCGAAGGUGUGGACCCUCUCCGUGUCAUGCGUUCUUGAAAGUUUGUGUGAAAUGACCCACUAGCAAGUAAUUAUAAUUUCCUUUGAAGUUAAGACAUUUCCAUUUAGCCCGUCCGUUCAAACAUUUUGAAGUUUUUUGAGAUUCAGGGUUGGACAAAGUUACCAGUAACACCGGAAUUGGCUUGAUUUGUUGCUCGUAGAGUAUAUUUGGGUAUAUAUGUCCACUGUAUCCUCCACCUUUUAGAGUCUUUUCUGUUUGGUCCAGAGCCUAUUACUGGGCGAUUGCAUGAGGAUUUUUUUCCAUUUCAAA
Molecule: messenger RNA, 1481 nt
Organism: Ananas comosus (pineapple)
Lineage: Eukaryota; Viridiplantae; Streptophyta; Magnoliopsida; Poales; Bromeliaceae
Product: proteasome assembly chaperone 2
Exons: 8
Coding region: 73-981 (302 amino acids)
Biological process (GO): proteasome assembly
Cellular component (GO): nucleus; cytosol
Source: RefSeq, a predicted model, not a curated record